AUGAGAAUCCCACUCUUUCUGCCGUUGCUCUUUGCCGUCGCCCGGGCAGAACACAACACCCAGAACCAGAAGAAAGGAAAUGGCACGAAAGCACAGAGAGUCCAGCGAUCCAAGAUCAAGCAAGAGCACAAGGUGCUUAUACUGGGUAAAGGCAACUUUGCUCAGGCACUGACAGAGAACAACUAUCUCCUCGUCAACUUCUAUGCCCCUCUGUCUGGCGCUUCUCUUGCUUUAAUGGCAGAAUUUGAGAGAGCUGCAGAAGAGCUCAGCAGCGAAAAGUUUCCAGCAAAACUCGGCAAAGUUGAUGUUUCGGCAGAAAAGGACCUUGGCAAAGAAUUUAAAUCUCAGAAGUACCCAGUUCUGAAUUUGUUCACAGAAGGGAACAGGAAAAAUCCAAUUAAUUGCAAAGGCGUGAAUGCAGCUCCCUCCAUUAUCACUUGGCUAAAAAGAAGAAUUGGCUCUAGUGCCAUAUUUCUAGUCAAUACAACUCAUACUGAAACCUUUAUAGGGUCAGAAGAUGUGGUUAUCGUUGGCUUCUUCAAGGAUCUUAGAGGAAAUGACACCAACACGUUUUACGAAGUUGCAAAAGACAUCCCCCAUCUCCCAUUUGGUGUUACAAACAACACAGAGAGUUUCAUUAAAUACGGUGUCACCAAGGAUACUGUCACUCUGUUCAAAAAGUCUGAAGAUAAGCAGGUAAACUAUGAAUCUGCUGAAAGAAACAGACUGGAUAAAGAUAACCUGACAAAAUUCAUCAGAGUCAAUGAGCUGAGUUUAGUCACAGAAUAUAAUCGCUUGACCGCUGGCAAAAUCUCUGAUUCUACAGUCGACAGCCACGUCCUGUUGUUCGCAGACAAAACGUCCAAGGAGUUUAAGGAGAUGUUUGAAAACUUCACGGCUGCAGCUGCCGACUUCAGAGCCAAGCUGCUCUUUAUUCUGGUCGAUGCCAAUGAAAGCAAGAACGGUCGCAUGAUGGAGAUGUUUCGCAUUCGAGACAUGGACAUCCCAGCGCUUCGAGCCAUUAGCAUGAGCGAUGGUACGAGGUACAGAAUGCAGGCGGAUGAAGUCACGACUGAAAACGUGGUAACUUUCUGUCGGGAAUAUCUCGACGGGAAAGCAAAGCCUCAACAAUACAGUGAGGAACUGCCACCAGAUUGGAACAAGCAACCCGUAAAGGUGCUGGUGGGAACAAACUUUGAUGACGUCGUCUUUAAUAUCACAAAGAAUGUCUUUGUGAUGUUCUAUGCUCCUUGGUCUCAGCGAUGCAAGGAAAUUAAUCCCAUCUGGGAUCAAGUGGGAGAAAAAUACCAGGAGUCGGAAAACAUCGAGAUUGCUAAAAUAGACAUCACUGCUAAUGAUGUUGACUCUGUCUUAAUCGAGGGGUAUCCAAGUUUUAAGUAUUUCCCUGCCGGAUCAGAUGGCAAGAUUGUUCACUAUCUGGGUGAUCACACUCUGGAGGCCUUCUCUGCAUUUCUGGAUAAUGAUGGUCUACUACUUGACAACAAAGACAAGUCAAAGAAAGCUACAGAAGGCAAAAAAUCGAAUACUACCGAGAAUAUGAAAAGAGAAACAAACGAUGAACUAUAAUUUUGUAAAAUAAUCGACUCAAAUUAUUGGACAGCUACUUACAGUUGUCAACAUCACAAGUGCAGAUAAUACAGAUCCUGGAUAAUGUUCAAUACUGAUUCAAAGCGUCAUGAAUCAGUACAAUGUAUUAUUUACCCUUGAAGAAGAGAAUACGCUUUUGCA
This is a messenger RNA of Callorhinchus milii (elephant shark), 1749 nucleotides long. Its product is annotated as protein disulfide-isomerase. Gene Ontology annotation, biological process: protein folding; response to endoplasmic reticulum stress. Gene Ontology annotation, molecular function: protein disulfide isomerase activity. Gene Ontology annotation, cellular component: endoplasmic reticulum. Lineage: Eukaryota; Metazoa; Chordata; Chondrichthyes; Chimaeriformes; Callorhinchidae. The transcript has 11 exons. The coding region runs from base 1 to 1587 and encodes 528 amino acids. The record is from RefSeq and is a predicted model, not a curated record.